AAGAGAUCAGAACAUUAGAUCUCACCGUCUCUCUGUCUAAACAGCAGCAAUGAUCGGAUUACUUUUCACUCUCUGUCUCUUUGGAACUGUGAAAUCGUCUGACAUCACUGAUCUUCAAGUACAAACAGUGAGGCGGGGAGACAACACGACAAUAAAAUGUCAUCAAAAAGCAGCCAAAGAUGAUUUAUUAUUUUGGUACCAACAGAGUUUAGGAAAGCUGCCUCAGUACAUCGUGAGACCAUUUGUGAAAGCAAUGUACAGAUUCAAAAACAGCCGCUUCACUGUGGAUAAUAAGACAUUUGAUCUCAGCAUUAAUGGAGUCAAAGAAGAAGAUAUAGGAAUAUAUUUCUGUGCAAAUUUAAAAUCAGGUGCUUUAGAGUUUCUAUCUGGAACCCUUUUACUGUUUGCAGAUGAGAAGACUGACCAUCAUCCUCCACCUGAACCUGCUAUCAAGAAUAAAGAAGCUGUUAAACUCCAGUGUUCAGUACAAGCAGUUACUCUGAGCUGUUCAGGAGAUCACAGUGUGUCCUGGAUCAGACACGGAUCAGGAGAAUCUCAUCCAGGAAUCAUCUACAUUCAUCCACACACCAGUGAUGAGUGUAAGAAAAGCUCUGAGACUGAUUCUCCUACACAGAGCUGCGUCUACAAACUCCCCAAGAGAAACCUCAGCCUCUCUGAUGCUGGAACUCAUUACUGUGCUGUGGCUGAAUGUGAGCAUGAAGCUGAAUCUACUGAAGGAGGUAAAUAA
Molecule: messenger RNA, 748 nt
Organism: Pygocentrus nattereri (red-bellied piranha)
Lineage: Eukaryota; Metazoa; Chordata; Actinopteri; Characiformes; Serrasalmidae
Exons: 4
Coding region: 50-748 (232 amino acids)
Biological process (GO): response to bacterium
Source: RefSeq, a predicted model, not a curated record